This is a messenger RNA of Rosa chinensis, 853 nucleotides long. RefSeq names its product rubisco accumulation factor 1.2, chloroplastic-like. NCBI's taxonomy places the organism in Eukaryota, Viridiplantae, Streptophyta, Magnoliopsida, Rosales, Rosaceae. Bases 218 to 730 code for a protein of 170 amino acids. The record is from RefSeq and is a predicted model, not a curated record. Gene Ontology annotation, cellular component: chloroplast. The transcript is spliced from 2 exons.
AGGGAUGAAAUUGAACUGGACUAUACAAAAGCUCAAUGUUCCAUAAUUGGGCUUGGCUCAGACAUAUAAACUGGGCUUUCCAUUGUCUAAUACCAAACUCUAAGUCCAAUCCACUAAACUAGUUCCAAACUAUCCCAACUGAAACUGAACAACCAUCAUCACCAUCUUGGAGAGAUAAGAGACCAAAGCUUCUUCCUUUCCACUUCCAUUUUGCACCAUGCUUUCCUUAACAUCGAAUACCCUCAAACCCUUCUCUCCCUUCACCUCCACCACCACCCUGAACCCUCAUCCACCUCCUCUCCUCUACCCAAAACCUACCCUUAAACCCGUCUCAGCCUCCAUCCAACACCUCCUUUCUUCCACCCCAAAACCAAAACCACCCCAACCAAACCAACAAGUCUACCAACCUUUCCGUCCACCCCCUUCUCCCAUCCCGGAACAAUACCGCUCCUUGGACGCCAAUGGCCAUCUCGAAAUCCUCGCCAACCGUCUCGGCUUAUGGUACGAGUUCGCCCCAUUGAUCUCUUCUCUACUUCAACCCACCAUUGAAGAAAUCACAGGGAUUUCCUCGGUUGAGCAGAACCGACUAGUCGUGGCAGCUCAGGUUGGUCAGUAUCCAAACUUCGAUCAAGCAAGAACUUCCAGAAGUAUUUUGAAUAGUCUUCCGAAGUUCAAACCCUUCACUUUCAGAUAUGGAAUUCUGGUCAAAAGAUUCAAGGUGAUGAAGUGAGAGUAAUUUGGUGACGAAUGCGCUUGCUCAAAAUCUCGAAUUUUGAAGUAGUUCAGAGACGGAAAUACUUACUCAAAUUAGUUGAAAGAUUAAGUAGUUCAGUGACGGAAAUACUUACUCAAA